GGCAGAACCUACCGUCGCCACUAUUACUGGUUCACCCGAUCCGGGUCGAACCAGGAGCAACCCACCUCUGCGCAAGACCAUAAGUAUGUGAGAUGUAGUUGAUGAAAAAAACGCUUAAAUGUUAUUUUAGCAAACACAAAUAGAAAUUCUCAUAUAAUUCUCAAUAAAUUGCACUGGUAUAAUUCUUUUCCAGUGCAGAGAUGUGAACCUUAAUUUAAACAACUACAGUGACAAUAUGGGGAAACAUACAGUAUAUCUGGUGAGGAAACAAGUUUGCUGUUAGAAUAAGUAAACUACAAUUAUGAACAUGUUUGAUGAAGCAGAAUUUAAAUAUAUAAAUUUACCUUUUAGUUUAUUGUCCCAAUGUAAUUUUUUUAGAAUACAAAACAAUUGGUAAAAUUGGAGAGGGAACAUUUUCUGAUGUUCUGAAGGUACAGAGUCUAAACAAUGGACGUUGCUAUGCUUGUAAACAAAUGAAACAGCAUUUUGAAAGCAUUGACCAUGUGAAUAACCUGAGAGAAAUUCAAGCAUUAAGGCGAUUGAAUCCACAUCCAAAUAUCCUUACAUUGCAUGAAGUGAUUUUUGACAAGAAAGCUGGUGCUGUUGCAUUAAUAUGUGAACUUAUGGACAUGAAUAUUUAUGAAUUGAUCAAAGGAAGGAAAAACCCAUUGCCUGAAAAGAAACUAACAAAUUAUAUGUACCAGUUAUGCAAAUCGCUUGAUCAUAUACACAGAAAUGGAAUAUUUCACAGAGAUGUGAAACCUGAAAACAUAUUAAUAAAGCAAGAUCUUCUCAAGCUUGGAGAUUUUGGAUCCUGUAGGAGCAUACAUUCUAAGCAGCCAUAUACAGAAUAUAUUUCUACCCGCUGGUAUAGGGCACCUGAAUGUCUUCUUACAGAUGGUUACUACACUUAUAAAAUGGACAUCUGGAGUGCUGGCUGUGUGUUUUAUGAAAUUGCAAGUUUCCACCCGCUUUUUCCUGGAUCGAAUGAAUUGGACCAAAUAUCAAAAAUCCACGAUAUCAUAGGUACCCCUCCUAAGAAGAUUCUUCAUAAGUUCAAACAUAAGAAUAAGGCUGACUCUGUUGACAGGAAUCCAUUUUCUUCACUGGAUUUAUGCAGGUCAAGAGUGAUGAGUUUUGAUUUCCCCACAAGAAAAGGAAAAGGAAUUUCUCCAUUUAUCCCUAACUUGUCCAAUAAGAGCCUGACACUUAUGUAUGCAAUGAUACAGUAUGAUCCUGAUGAGAGAAUCUGUGCUCAUGAAGCACUGCAACACCCUUAUUUCAGAGAAUUAAGGUUGGCAGAGAAACAAGCUUUAACCAUACACCGAAAAAUGAGAUUAGUAGAAAAUCCAUUAGAAAAAGAUUCUCUUGGCUUGCGGCGUAUUUCAAAGGAGGAUCAAAGGCAGAAUUUUUUUAGGCAAGCCCAGGAGAAUCCACUGGGACAUCAUGGACUUCUCAAUGCAGUUGAGUUGCCAAAACUGACAGUUCCUGCUGUAACCAACUUGACUUCUUACCCUAAUCCUUCAUUUCAGUCAGUUUUUACCCUCCCAGCAUCCAACAGACAAGUCCAGGUUUUGCAGCCUAUAACAUAUUUUGGGACACAUCGCAAGUCGGAAAAACAGAAGGAAUUUAAAUCUCCUAUGAAACAGUACCACCUGCCUGCUCUGGAAAGACGAGGUGGAAGAUUUUGAAGGAUCAAAACACUCAUGAGCUGUCUGGGUUUUUUAGUACAGAAAUGGCAAAAGUGCCUUAUCACCUCAAAUGCUGCAACAAGAAGCUACAACAAUCAUUCUUUGGGACUUACCCUUUUUUUUACAAGUCAACAAUGAAACCACCAUUUUUAAAACUCAGAAUGCACCUUGAUUUUUUUAAAGGAGUUCCUAUUUUUUUCUUUUCUUCUAUGGUGAUCAUAUAUUUAAUGGUGUUGCACUGGCAGAAGUGAAUUGCUCCAACUUUUACAUUAAAUGCUACAUUGUU
Messenger RNA from Thamnophis sirtalis, 1977 nucleotides. The record is from RefSeq and is a predicted model, not a curated record. Lineage: Eukaryota; Metazoa; Chordata; Lepidosauria; Squamata; Natricidae.